CUCCACGGGAGCCGGGUCCUCAUCUCCAUCCCCGCCGCGGCAUCCAGGCAGGUGUACCCAGCCAGACCAGCAGCCUCUCCCCCAUGGGGUGGUGACCCCCCCUCCGCCCCCCCCCCCCUGCAGCAGCUGGGGCAGCCAUGUGGUCCAAUGCCAGUUUGGGCCCGUGCUUCCGUGCCAUAAACAUCACCCUGGAGGAGCGGCAGCUGAUCGCCUCGCCCUGGUUCCCCGCCACCUUCUGCGUGCUGGGCCUGUCCUCCAACCUGGUGGCGCUGGGCGUCCUGGCCAGCGCCCCGCAGGGCGGCCUGUGCCCGCGCUCGCCCUUCCUCACCCUCCUCUGCGGCCUGGUGCUCACCGACUUCCUGGGGCUGCUGGUGACGGGCGCCAUCGUGGUGUCGCAGCACGCGGCCCUGCUGGACUGGCGCGCCACGGACCCCGGCUGCCGCCUCUGCCGCUUCAUGGGCGUCGCCAUGGUGUUCUUCGGCCUGUGCCCGCUGCUGCUGGGCGCGGCCAUGGCCUGCGAGCGCUUCCUGGGCAUCACGCGGCCCUUUUCGCGGCCGGCGCUGGGCUCGCCGCGCCGCGCCUGGGCCACGGUGGCGCUGCUGUGGGCGCUGGCGCUGGGCCUGGGGCUGCUGCCCCUGCUGGGCCUGGGCCGCUACUCCGUGCAGUACCCCGGCUCCUGGUGCUUCCUCACGCUGGCCGCCCGGCCCCGCGACGCCGCCUUCGGCCUGCUCUUCGCCCUGCUGGGCGGCCUCUCCGUGGCCCUGUCCUUCCUGCUCAACACAGUCAGCGUGGCCACCCUGUGUCGCGUCUACCACGGCAGGGAGGCCGCCCAGCAGCGGCCCCGGGACUGCGAAGUGGAGAUGAUGGUCCAGCUCCUAGGGAUCAUGGUGGUGGCCUCCGUGUGCUGGGUACCCUUGCUGGUCUUUAUUGGACAGACAGUGCUGCGGAUGCCGCCGGCCGGGAGCCCCGCGGGCCAGCUGUCCCGGGCCACCGAGCGCCAGCUGCUCAUCUACCUGCGCGUGGCCACGUGGAACCAGAUCCUGGACCCCUGGGUGUACAUCCUGUUCCGCCGCGCCGUGCUGCGUCGCCUGCACCCACGCCUGAGCGCGCGCUCUCGGUCCCAGUCCCUACACCCCCGGCGCGCCUCGCGCCCCGCCGCCCUGACUCCUCUGUGACCCCCGCGCUGGACUCGAGGGCUACCAACCCUGGGGACCCGACUCCUCAUAGCACCCCUUCCCUCUCUGACGUCCUCUUCGUUCCUGCACCUCUAUCUGCACUCCUCGCAACACCCCACCCGUAGGCGGUUGGGGGCAUGCGGGAAAGACCACUUGGGGAACCCCUUCCCCCAAACCUCUGGAGUUGGGGGUGCUGGGACACCCCCACCAGAGGCUGUGCCUCUGAGGCCUGGAGCUGGGGAGGGGGCUGUCUAGAAAUCAGUGAAUGGCCCGGUUUUGUGCCAAAACGCACCCUCCGUGCCCUGGGCUUCAUCUCCCCCCUGGGGUCAGCAGUGGGCAGCCCUGGGUCCGGAAUCCCCAGGCCCCCAAUCUCAUCAGAAAGCCCUCGAUUCUGCUGCCCACACUCCUUAAUGGAGCUGUACACCCUUAGCAGGCCUGCCUUCUGAGUAGUGGGGUUCUAGAGCUUGGCCCAUUCUGUUGAUGAGAAAAUGAGGGAGACAAGGGGGACUGCCACCUCCUCUCCACCACGCCAGGCUCCUGGGGCUCACAGAACAUACACAAUAAAUGUCUGUCAUAUGGCCAAGGAAUCCAGAGUCACCCCACCAAGUGCUCAUUAAGAUACAUGGUAUACAGUAGGCGCCCCCCCCCCAGGCCCCAAUGUAGCUAAACUACAUUGCUCUCAGACUCAGC
This is a messenger RNA of Perognathus longimembris pacificus (Pacific pocket mouse), 1865 nucleotides long. RefSeq names its product thromboxane A2 receptor (gene Tbxa2r). The transcript is spliced from 3 exons. Gene Ontology annotation, cellular component: plasma membrane. Gene Ontology annotation, molecular function: thromboxane A2 receptor activity. NCBI's taxonomy places the organism in Eukaryota, Metazoa, Chordata, Mammalia, Rodentia, Heteromyidae. The coding region runs from base 138 to 1175 and encodes 345 amino acids. The record is from RefSeq and is a predicted model, not a curated record. Gene Ontology annotation, biological process: positive regulation of blood pressure; positive regulation of vasoconstriction; adenylate cyclase-activating G protein-coupled receptor signaling pathway.